Molecule: messenger RNA, 1536 nt
Organism: Pneumocystis jirovecii RU7
Lineage: Eukaryota; Fungi; Ascomycota; Pneumocystomycetes; Pneumocystales; Pneumocystaceae
Product: NADPH-adrenodoxin reductase
Exons: 3
Coding region: 1-1536 (511 amino acids)
Biological process (GO): ubiquinone biosynthetic process
Cellular component (GO): mitochondrion
Source: RefSeq, a predicted model, not a curated record
AUGACUAUUUUUGUAAGUUUUUUUCAUAUUUUUCAGAGUUUACAUAGAAAUAUUUCUUUAGAUUUUCUUGGAAAAAUAAGAAAAAUAUGUCAAUCAGCAGUACAAAAUGAUUUUCGUGCGUUUAGAGUAUGUAUUAUUGGAUCUGGCCCAGCAGGAUUUUAUACUGCAGAUAGACUGCUAAAAAGUAUUCCUAAAUGUGAAAUAGACAUGUAUGAGGCCCUUCCUAUGCCUUUUGGAUUGGUACGUUUUGGUGUAGCACCGGAUCAUUAUGAAAUAAAAAAUGUUCAGAAUCAAUUUUCAAAGAUUGCAGAAUCUAAGAAAUUUCAUUUUAUUGGUAAUAUUCGCAUUGGAAGGGAUAUUUCUUUGCAACAACUUAAACCUCACUAUGAUUGUAUGGUAAUGGCAUAUGGAGCAUCAAAAGACAGAGAAUUGGGAUUGCCUGGGGAGGGAAGUAUUCGAGGGAUUUAUUCUGCUCGAUCAUUUGUAGGAUGGUAUAAUGGUCAUUAUGAAUUUCAAGAAUUAAAUCCAGAUCUGGAAUCUACUGACCUUGCUGUUAUUGUUGGACACGGAAACGUGGCAUUGGAUAUUGCUAGAAUAUUACUUGUUGAUCCAAGCAUUCUCGAAAAAACGGAUAUUACUGAAAAAGCAAUGGAAUCUCUUAGGAAAAGUAAAAUCAAGCAUGUGAAAAUUAUUGGACGUAGAGGCCCAAUGCAGAUGUCUUUUUCAACAAAGGAGUUACGUAAACUUACUGAAUUUUCAACAAUAUCUUUUUGUACACCCAAUUUGGAUUUGUAUAUUAAUCAAUCAUUAUUAUCUAGCGAUCUUGUUCGAUCUAAAAAGCGACUUUUUGAUCUUUUGUUAAAAGAGAAUGUUUUAAAUCCUAAUACAAAUAAUAAGUUAUGGUCUCUUGAAUUUUUGCUUUCUCCGCAUCAAUUUCUGAAAUAUGAAUCAAAACCAGAUACAUUAUUAAGUGUAUUAUUUGAAAAAAAUAUACUAAGAAAAUGUCCUGAUGAAAAUAUAUUAAAAGCUGUUGGUACUGGUGAGAUAAUUAAUAUAAAUACAGGUUGUUUAAUUCGUAGUAUUGGAUAUAAGGGUGUAGCGAUUGAAAAUAGUGAGGAUAUUGGUAUACCUUUUGAUACUAAUAAAGGUAUUAUUCCUAAUGUUUCUGGAAGAGUAAUAUCAGGUUAUAAUGCAAAUACCUCUGAAACUUCUGAGCUUCCUGGAAUAUAUACUAGUGGUUGGAUAAAAACGGGUCCUAUCGGUGUAAUAGCAAAUACUAUGUAUGAUGCUUAUGAAACAUCCGAUUGUAUUAUCGAAGAUUGGAAAAAUGGAAAAUUGUUUUUAAACCCUACUGGUAUUGAACUUAAGCCUGGAUUCAAUGCUCUUUUGUCUUAUUUUAAAAGCAAAAAUAUUCAAUAUAUUCAAUGGAAAGACUGGCAAAAACUUAAUGAUUUGGAAAACAAAAUAGGAAAAGAAUUAGGAAAAGUAAGAAAAAAGUUCACUUCAAUAAAAGAAAUACUUGAAAUUAUAAAAUAA